AUGAGCGAAGCAAUCAAGUCGCUCACCGCGCAGGACUUGGAGCAGCUGUGCUCCGAGGAGCAGCUGCACCUCCUCAACGCGGUGGACUCGCUGCGCUCCCAGGGCAUCAGCCACUAUAUCUCGCUGCCGCAAAUCAUCGUCUGCGGCGACCAAUCCUCAGGAAAGAGCUCCGUCCUCGAGAGCAUCUCUGGCGUCCCCUUCCCCGCCAAGAGCAGCCUGUGCACCCGCUUCCCGACCGAGCUCAUCCUCCGCAAGACGGCCUUUUCCUCGAUCAACGUCUCUAUCGUGCCGCACCACUCCCGUAAUGACGCGGACAAAGACUCCCUGUCCAAAUUUCACGAGAAGCUGCUCGACUUCAACGACCUGCCCGCCCUGAUCGAGAGCGCCAAGCUGGCCAUGGGUGUCAUGACCAUGGGCAAGGCCUUCUCCGAGGACAUCCUGCGCAUCGAAGUCAGCGGACCUGAUCGCCCGCAUCUAACUAUUCGCUACAUGAAGGAGCCUCGAAGCAUCAUUCUCGCUGUCGUGUCCGCAAAGAACGAUUACGUCAACCAGAUUGUUCUGAAACUCGCGAGCAAGGCCGACCCUGGGGGAAAGCGGACCUUGGGUGUCAUCACGAAACCAGACGUUCUGAUCCCGGGAUCUGGAAGCGAGCGCGACUUCAUUUCCCUGGCACGGAAUCAAGAAGUCGAGUUCCGCCUGGGCUGGCACGUCUUGAGGAACCGGGACACGGAAGCAGAACUGGAAGUGUGA
Messenger RNA from Cordyceps fumosorosea ARSEF 2679, 750 nucleotides. Its product is annotated as Dynamin. Gene Ontology annotation, cellular component: membrane; microtubule; cytoplasm. Lineage: Eukaryota; Fungi; Ascomycota; Sordariomycetes; Hypocreales; Cordycipitaceae. Gene Ontology annotation, molecular function: GTP binding; GTPase activity; microtubule binding. The coding region runs from base 1 to 750 and encodes 249 amino acids. The record is from RefSeq and is a predicted model, not a curated record. The transcript is spliced from 2 exons.